GAAGCUUUUUAAACAAACGUUUCAUCACGUGACUGUGUGUUUAGAAAAUGGUUGCCCUUGCGUUAGCCCAGUAUGGAAGCGGGGCCGUUAUUACGGCGUUGUUGCAUCCAUUUGGCUAUGCAAAAGUGCUAAUGCAGGUUGGACAUGAACCUUUGGCACCAGAAAGUACUACAACAUUUUUGUUCCGCAAAGAUGUGUAUGUUUAUCCAAACAUCUUCAAGUAUCUUGGUCACAUCAAGAAGGUAGAUGGUUUUACUGGCCUGUAUAGAGGAGUCGUCCCAAGAAUUUUGGCAGGGACCGUUGGUAACUUGGUGCAAUAUAACAUCCAAGAUAGAAUAAAAUUACAUGAAAAGAAACCAAAGAAAAAAGGGAAAGAUGAACUUUCAAUCUUAGAUGGAGAUGAUGAAGAAUUUGUGCCUUGGUUAAAACAGUUUGCUAAAGAGACUUCAGAAGAUACACUUGGCAGAUGCUGUGGUGUUAUUGUCAGCCAUCCUUUCCAUGUCAUUAUGAUUCGGAGCAUGGUUCAAUUUAUAGGAAGAGAAACACAGUAUAAUUCCAUUUGGUCAUCAACAAAAGAAAUUUAUAACCAUGACGGCAUUUUAGGAUUUUUUUCAGGUCUGGUACCCCGACUGAUUGGUGAAAUUAUUGCCAUUUGGGUGACUAGUUUUCUAGCCAAGGUCAUCAACAAAUAUCUUAUUCAAGAAAAUGACCUAAAGUCCUACACUGGAGCUGCUUGUGGACUCAUUGUGUCCCAUUUCACAUAUCCUUUUACUCUUGUGACCAAUGUUAUGGCAGUAAAUGGAAGCGGACUUGCUGCUGGCUCAUAUCCUAAUAUGCCAUUGUAUAACAACUGGUGGGACUGCAUGAGGUACCUGUCAAGUGAAGGAGACCUUAAACGUGGGGCUAAUGCAUUCUGGCGCAUGUACAAACCCAAGCCUACCGUUCUAACCAAGAUGCGCCCAAAGCCUACAGUCGUAGCCCGUAAAGUAAAGUAGCUUUAAGAUCAAUAGAUAUUUGUGGGAUCAAGUUUGAAAGAAUGCAAUUUUGUAGUAAUUUAUUGUGAUGACUCUAAUUGUGAUUUUAUUUAAAUACUUUACAUUGAUCAAUGAAACCAUCUGUUAACAAAGAGUUAACAUCUUUUGUUGAUAAUGCCUCUUAUGUCAUUUUGUGGAACAAUAAUUGCAUGUAAUGAAGAGAUAAUAUUCUGAUUUAAUUUGAUGGGUGACAUCACGAUUGUAUCUGCACUAGAUUCAUGAUGUACAUACAAAUUAAUAUUGAUUUUUAUUUUUCUUCAAAUAAUUUACUUAUAAUGUUCAUUACUAAUCUAAAUAAAAGUCAUGCAUAUUAAA
Molecule: messenger RNA, 1349 nt
Organism: Physella acuta
Lineage: Eukaryota; Metazoa; Mollusca; Gastropoda; Physidae
Product: mitochondrial carrier homolog 2
Source: RefSeq, a predicted model, not a curated record